AUGACAUGCACUGAAUGUACAUGUGCAGCUUUAACAGUUGGUGCAGUUGGAUGGAACUGUGUGACUAGUAAUAAUACAUGUCAAUUGAUAACCAAUUAUUCAGCGAGUGAUUUUCAUUGGGCAAAAAUCACUAAUGGAUCUUUUCGCUUUACAACUUUUCCACCCGAACCAUCAACAACAACAUCAAUGUUAACGUCAACGUCAACGACAUCAUCGUCAACAACGUCAACGUCAACGACAUCAUCGUCAACAACAUCAUCGUCGACAACAUCAACGUCAACAACAUCAUCGUCGACAACAUCAACGUCAACAACCACCACUGCUUUUACAUUUCAAUGGAAUUCUACAGGCAACACUGUAGCGGGUAGUGCGACAGGCAUACCGAACGCAACAGCAAGUCAACUGAGCGAACCUUAUAUAUUGAGAUUCGAUUCAUCAAAUGCUCUUUAUAUUUCUGAUACCAUCAAUAAUAGGAUUCAAAAAUGGAUCAUAGGCAGUUCAAAUGGUACAACAGUUGCAGGCCUAGCAAGCGGAGUAUCAGGUUCAUCAUCUAAUACUCUGAAGUUACCAGUCGGUUUUGUACUCGAUUCACUUGAUAAUAUGUACGUAUCAGACAAAGGUAAUAAUAGGAUUAUGUAUUGGCAAAGUGGUGCAUCAUCUGGUUCACUCAUUGCUGGAACAGGGUCUACUGGAAACGCGAAUAAUCAAUUCAAUGAGCCCAAUGUAAUUGAACGCGAUCCAAGCACAGGCACUUUGUAUAUUUCAGACGUUAAUAAUCAUAGGAUAAUGAGAUAUCUAUCAAAUGCUUCCUCAGGCACUGUCGUAGCUGGUGGAAAUGGAGCAGGAACUGGUUUAAAUCAAUUAUAUUCUCCAUACGGAUUUACUUUUGAUUCAUCCACAAAUAGUUUAAUAAUUGCCAAUUAUCAUAAUCAUAAUGUUGUUCAUUGGGUGAUAGGUGCAAGUAAUUGGACAAUUCUUGCUGGUAGUACUGUUGGAACAAGUGGCAGUUCAUCGAUACUACUAAAUCAGCCUGUAGGUGUAACAUUAGAUCGCUAUGGGAAUAUAUAUGUAGCGGAUUCAGCCAAUCAUCGCAUACAGUUUUAUCUCGCUGGUCAAUCUAAUGGCACAACUAUAGCCGGGCGCACUGGCUUGUCUGGUACGCUUCCUACUCUGCUUCAUACUCCUUAUUCCAUGAUACUGGACAGUCAAUUCAAUUUGUACGUUGCAGACACAUAUAAUAAUAGAGUACAAAAGUUCUCGUACUACUCAAUAACAUGA
Molecule: messenger RNA, 1278 nt
Organism: Adineta steineri
Lineage: Eukaryota; Metazoa; Rotifera; Eurotatoria; Adinetida; Adinetidae
Source: the annotation of a GenBank genome assembly